Molecule: messenger RNA, 1866 nt
Organism: Clupea harengus (Atlantic herring)
Lineage: Eukaryota; Metazoa; Chordata; Actinopteri; Clupeiformes; Clupeidae
Gene: pard6ga
Product: par-6 family cell polarity regulator gamma a
Biological process (GO): establishment or maintenance of cell polarity; centrosome cycle; regulation of cellular localization
Cellular component (GO): apical plasma membrane; nucleus; cell cortex
Molecular function (GO): protein binding
Source: RefSeq, a predicted model, not a curated record
CAGUGGUGGCUUGCAGUGCAGUCCAGUGUGGUUAGUAACAGAAUUCUUAAAUCACUCCUGACAAUGAGUCCUCUUCUAUCCGGUAGUGCGGUCAAGCCGUUUUUAGAACGGAAAAAGGCGGACUUAAGUGAUGUCAUUGUAAUAUUAUUUGUGCCUCCGUUCUUGCCGCCCGUCCUGUCUUCUCCAAGCACUGAUGGAACGUGUACCGAUGGUCGGGGGGCCGCUCAUCUAAGGAUGUGAAUUAUUUAGAAGAAGACCGCUACGAUAAGAAGAAAAAAAAAUACAGUUUAUUUCAGAUGGCUUUCAGGCAACUGGGGAAAUGAAUCGGAGUAAAUCGCAGUCUUUGCGCAGCUUUUCAAUUGUCGAAGUGAAAAGCAAAUAUGGAGCAGAAUUCCGGAGGUUUUCCGUUGAUCGGUCCAAACCAGCAAAGUUUGAGCAGUUUCACAAGCUUAUUCUACAGUUGCACCAGUUGGCAAGUACUCCAGUUCUGAUUGCGUAUGCAGACAUCCAAGGGGACUUCCUACCAAUCAACAAUGAUGACAAUUUCGGCAAGGCUGUGUCUACUACACAGACACUUCUUCGCAUCUUUGUUCAAAGACCAGAGGAGGUAGACCAGGGGACCUUCUGCAGCAGUAGUUUGUCGCGGCGGAAGAAGCAGGCCGUGGCCCUGCUCUCUGAUACAAAUCGCAGGAGAAGGCAUGUCCAGAUAGGCAUGCCUCAGGAUUUCCGUCCCGUGUCGUCCAUCAUUGACGUCGACAUCUUACCGGACACUCACCGAAGGGUGCGUCUCUAUCGGCAGGGCUCCCAGAAGCCCUUAGGUUUCUACAUCAGGGAUGGCGCCACAGUGAACGUGACCCCCCAUGGCCUACAGAAGGUUCCAGGGGUCUUUAUCUCUCGUAUGGUUCCGGGAGGCCUGGCAGAAUGCACGGGUUUGCUCGCCAUCAAUGACCAGGUCCUGGAGGUGAACGGGAUAGAGGUGGCUGGUAAGACCCUGGAUCAGGUGACGGACAUGAUGAUCGCCAACAGCCACAACCUCAUCAUCACGGUGAAACCUGUGAACCAGCGCAACAAUAUCAUGCGCCCCAGCUACAGUAUGUCAAACUUCACUGAGCUGUCUGUUGACGGACCGAGCGGCGGCACCCUGUACCCCGGCCUGCCAGUCCUACUGGGAAACCAAAGCUGGAUUGCAGAGGGGUUAGAGAGUGACGACGACAUAGACGUGGUGAUCGAGAGGCAAAUUAAUCAAGCGUCUCGCUGCUCGAGCUACUCGGUCCCCCGCCCCCCCACACCUCCGCGCAUGCGGGCUCACUCCCGCCCCAAAUCUCCCGGCGGCAACCGUCGUCCGCACUCCAUGAUCGUUGCGUCUUCGUACCGCUCGCAGCCCUGCUUGAACAUCCCCACCAGCCCGACUGACCUACUGAGUGCCAGCCUGUGCCAUAAUCUCACUCUCCAGCAGCAGUACCGCAGUAGUCCCACUGUCAGAGGGAGCAGCGCCAGCCUGCACAGCAGUAUGCUCCGCACACUACGAACAGAGCCUCUCCCCAGCCUGGACGUUGCCCAGGGAGGCAUGGAAGAGGAUGGUAUUGUGAUCAUUCUCUAAUGUGCACUGAUUCCCUGCCUGAUGAAAUUAACUUGUGUUCAUCCGGUCAUUAUCGGCCAUCAGAAUAUGCUGACAUUUUUACUUUUCUCUCACUGUACGGGGAAUUUGCAUUUGACAGAUUUAGCAUUAAGCACAUGGGCGUUACACUGGAAUAUGACUUUUAUGUAUUGUGUAUUAUGCAUAGUUUGGAAAAAAAACAGGCUAAAAGGAAAGCAAUAAAUGUAUACUUUUAAUGGAAAUGCAAUUAUUAAAGCUCUUGGUCUGGA